AUGGUUCUGAAAGCUGGAAGCAGACCUCCAUGGGUGGGUCUUGCAGCUGCAGUUUGGGUCCAAAUAGGAGCUGGCAAUGCAUACAACUUCCCCCUCUACUCUUCUGCUCUCAAAUCCGUGUUGGGUCUGAACCAGAAGCAGGUUACUAUUCUGGGAGUGGCCAAUGAUGUUGGUGAGAACAGUAGUUUCCUUCCUGGUAUUGCUUCCAACAAGUUCCCCCCUUGGGCAUUGCUUCUGCUUGGUUCUUUCCUUUGUUUCUUCGGUUAUGGCCUUAUCUGGCUUGUUGUUAGCCAAACUGUUUCCCCAUUCCCCUAUGUCAUGUUAUGGCUUGCCCUUUGUGUUGCCUCCAAUAGCAGUGCAUGGUUUGGCACAGCUGUGCUUGUUACCAACAUGAGAAACUUUCCACUCAGUAGAGGCACCAUCUCUGGCAUUCUUAAAGGUUAUGUUGGGAUUAGUGCUGAAGUCUAUACGUUAAUAUAUAGCAUGCUGCUCAAAGAAUCUGCUUCUAAAUUAAUCUUGUUCCUGUCAUUUGGAGUUUCUGUUGUGUGUUUACUUAUGAUGUACUUUAUUCGCCCUUGUACUCCCCCUUCUGGGGAAGACUCUUCAGUGCAUGUUCAUUUUGUUUUUACCCAAGUUGCAAGCAUUUUACUUGCCUCCUAUCUUGUAAUCAUCGCAAUUGUCGACGACUUGGUUUCUAUAAAUGAUGCUGUUUCCCACAUCUUAGUUGCCAUAAUGAUUAUACUUCUUAUGACUCCCCUUGCAAUUCCUGCUAAGAUGACACUAUUUCCUGCCAAUUCUAAGAACAACGUUCCACCGGUUGGUUCUUCAGAUCGUGAUGAUGUUUCAAUGCAGACAAGUCCAUUGCUGACACCAUCUUCCUCAGCUGCAUAUCUUGGAAGUUUUCAUGAAAGUGAGGAUGCUUCAGAUGUUGAUACACUUAUUGCAGAGGGGGAGGGAGCCAUAAGGAAGAAAAGAAGACCAAAAAGGGGAGACGAUUUCAAGUUCCAAGAAGCUUUAAUCAAGGCUGAUUUCUGGCUUCUUUGGUUUGCUUAUUUCCUUGGUGUUGGUUCAGGAGUAACAGUUCUCAAUAAUUUGGCUCAAAUUGCAGUUGCUUUAGGUGUACAAGAUACAACCAUAUUGCUGUCAGUCUUCAGCUAUUGCAAUUUUAUGGGGCGUCUCGGUGCUGGUGCAGUUUCUGAACACUUUGUUAGGUUGGUAAAACUGCCUCGAACAUUUUGGAUGGCAAGUGCACAAAUAAUUAUGGUCUUAGCAUUUUUUCUUUAUGCUUCUGCUCUUGAUGGCACUCUUUAUGUUGCAACGGCUUUGCUUGGGAUCUGCUAUGGGGUUCAAUAUUCAGUAAUGUUUCCAACUGUCUCUGAGCUUUUUGGUUUGAAACAUUUUGGUGUUAUUAGUGGCUUCGUGAUGCUAGGCAAUCCAAUUGGUGCCCUUAUUUUUUCUGUUUUCCUUGCUGGCAAUGUAUAUGAUAUAGAAGCUGCAAAGCAAGGAAACUCCACUUGCUAUGGUGCAAAUUGCUUCAGGCUCGCUUUUCUGGUUUUGGCUGGUGUCUGUGGACUUGCUACCAUCUUUAGUAUAAUUUUGACACUUAGAGUACGAUCAGUGUAUCAAAUGCUGUAUGCUGAGGGUUCAUUUCGUCUAUCUAUGGCUUCAACUCACUGA
Abrus precatorius (Indian licorice) is the source of this 1677-nucleotide messenger RNA. RefSeq names its product protein NUCLEAR FUSION DEFECTIVE 4. The transcript has 3 exons. Gene Ontology annotation, cellular component: membrane. NCBI's taxonomy places the organism in Eukaryota, Viridiplantae, Streptophyta, Magnoliopsida, Fabales, Fabaceae. The coding region runs from base 1 to 1677 and encodes 558 amino acids. The record is from RefSeq and is a predicted model, not a curated record.